GAGCCGAGCCCCUCCUGCUGCCUCUAGGAGUCAAAAUGGCGGCGAGGGGAACCUGGAGCAACCCCGGAGCCUGAGCCACUGACAGGAGCGGAGAGGGUGGCGGCGGCGGCAGGAGGAGGAUGGCCGGGGGUGCUGGCGCCGGUGCGGACGGCGGUGCUGGCGGCGGCGGCAGGGGCGACGGCCGCGGUCCCAGCGGCGGCAGCAGCAGCAGCGGCGGGAGGAGCCUCCGGGAAAUGGAUGAAAAGAGGCUUCUGGAUCCGGGGUUGAAAGUUCAUAAAGGCCUCUGGGAUUAUACUCUGAAGAACCAGCAGAUGGAAUGCCUGAGUGACUGAAGAAAAUGGGUGCUAAUGCAUCUAACUAUCCUCAUUCAUGUUCCCCAAGGGUAGGGGGAAAUUCUCAAGCCCAACAGACUUUUAUAGGGACAUCAUCUUAUUCUCAACAAGGCUAUGGUUGUGAAUCAAAAUUAUAUAGCCUUGACCAUGGCCAUGAGAAACCACAAGACAAAAAAAAGAGAACUUCUGGCCUUGCCACCCUCAAAAAGAAGUUUAUUAAGCGUCGAAAAUCUAAUAGGUCUGCUGAUCACGCCAAGCAGAUGCGAGAACUCCUCUCUGGGUGGGAUGUUAGAGAUGUCAAUGCAUUAGUGGAAGAAUAUGAGGGAACUUCAGCCUUAAAGGAGCUUUCUCUACAAGCCAGUUUGGCUAGACCAGAAGCCCGGACAUUGCAGAAAGAUAUGGCCGAUCUUUAUGAAUACAAGUAUUGUACUGAUGUAGACUUAAUAUUUCAAGAAACUUGUUUUCCUGUUCAUCGUGCCAUUUUGGCGGCAAGGUGUCCAUUUUUUAAAACACUGCUUUCUUCCUCACCGGAGUAUGGGGCAGAGAUCAUAAUGGACAUCAAUACAGCUGGUAUAGACAUGCCCAUGUUUUCUGCUUUGUUACACUACCUUUAUACGGGAGAGUUUGGAAUGGAGGACUCAAGGUUUCAAAAUGUCGAUAUCCUCGUUCAGCUUAGUGAAGAAUUUGGAACACCAAAUUCCCUUGAUGUAGAUAUGCGUGGACUUUUUGAUUACAUGUGUUAUUAUGAUGUCGUCCUUAGUUUUUCUUCAGACUCUGAACUGGUUGAAGCUUUUGGUGGAAAUCAGAACUGUUUAGAUGAAGAGCUCAAAGCUCACAAGGCUAUUAUUUCAGCACGGUCCCCGUUUUUUCGAAAUUUAUUACAAAGGAGGAUACGGACUGGUGAAGAAAUCACAGACCGAACUUUGAGGACUCCCACAAGAAUUAUAUUAGAUGAGUCCAUUAUACCAAAAAAAUAUGCGAAAGUUAUAUUACACUGUAUGUAUACCGACAUGGUGGACCUCUCCGUUUUGCACUGUAGCCCCUCUGUGGGGAGUCUCAGUGAAGUUCAGGCUCUCGUCGCAGGGAAGCCAAACAUGACCAGGGCGGAGGAAGCCAUGGAACUUUACCACAUAGCACUGUUCUUGGAAUUUAACAUGCUUGCACAAGGCUGUGAGGAUAUCAUUGCUGAGAGCAUCUCAUUAGAUACCUUAAUUGCCAUCCUCAAGUGGAGCUCUCAUCCAUAUGGCUCUAAAUGGGUGCACCGACAAGCUUUACAUUUCCUCUGUGAGGAAUUUUCCCAGGUCAUGACUUCGGAUGUUUUUUAUGAACUCAGCAAAGACCAUCUGCUUACUGCUAUCCAGUCUGACUACCUACAGGCAAGUGAACAAGAUAUCCUUAAAUAUCUGAUUAAAUGGGGUGAGCAUCAGUUGAUGAAAAGAAUAGCAGACAGAGAGCCAAACUUACUGAGUGGCACUGCUCAUAGUGUGAACAAAAGAGGUGUGAAAAGACGAGACUUGGACAUCGAAGAGCUGAGAGAGAUCCUCUCUUCUCUCUUACCAUUUGUGCGAAUUGAACACAUCUUACCUAUAAACAGUGAAGUCCUCUGUGAUGCAAUGAAAAGGGGCUUGAUUAGUACUCCUCCAUCAGAUAUGCUUCCUACAACAGAAGGUGGAAAGUCAAAUGCCUGGUUACGGCAAAAAAAUGCUGGAAUCUAUGUUCGUCCUCGACUGUUCUCUCCCUAUGUGGAGGAAGCAAAGUCAGUGCUAGACGAGAUGAUGGUGGAACAGACAGAUCUCGUGCGUUUGCGAAUGGUUAGAAUGUCCAAUGUGCCAGACACACUUUACAUGGUCAAUAAUGCCGUGCCACAGUGCUGUCACAUGAUCAGCCACCAGCAGAUCAGCAGUAACCAGUCAAGCCCUCCUUCAGUCGUAGCCAAUGAAAUUCCAGUUCCUCGUCUCCUCAUCAUGAAAGACAUGGUCAGACGUCUGCAGGAACUGCGACACACCGAGCAGGUGCAGAGAGCCUACGCACUCAACUGUGGGGAAGGCGCCACGGUCAGCUAUGAAAUUCAGAUUCGAGUACUGAGAGAAUUCGGUCUUGCAGAUGCUGCUGCAGAACUCUUGCAGAAUCCUCACAAGUUCUUUCCUGAUGAACGUUUUGGGGAUGAAAGUCCGCUCUUGACAAUGAGACAGUCUGGGAGAUGUCGAGUUAACAGUACCCCCACUGCAGAAACCAUGUUUACAGAUCUGGACUCUUUUGUGGCCUUCCAUCCACCCUUGCCCCCUCCACCGCCUCCUUACCACCCUCCAGCUACCCCAAUCCAUAACCAGCUCAAAGCAGGCUGGAAACAAAGACCUCCCAGUCAGCAUCCUUCACGUUCGUUUUCUUAUCCCUGUAAUCAUUCACUGUUUCACUCCAGAACGGCUCCUAAAGCAGGCCCCCCUCCAGUCUACCUGCCAGGUGUUAAAGCAGCAGCACCUGAUUGCACCAACACCACGGGGCUGGGGAGGCAGACGGUAGCUGCCGCCGCCGCCGCCUCCGCAGCAGUAGCAUCUGAGAAACAAGUGUGUACACAACCUGUGCUAAAUGAGCUAAUGCCAGAUAUCGCCAUGGGUGUGUCCACACUGUCACUCAAGGACAGGAGGCUUCCAGAGCUUGCUGUAGACACAGAAUUAAGCCAGUCAGCUUCUGAAGUAGGACCAGGGCCUCCCCAGCAUCUAUCGUGUAUUCCACAGAGGCAUACACACACGUCUCGAAAGAAACACACACUAGAGCAAAAAACAGAUGCUCGAGAAAAUCAGCAGGAAUAUCCAGAUAUCUAUGACUUCUCAAAUGCUGCUUGCAGACCUUCUACUCCUGUUCCUGGCAGACGCACCCCUUCUCCUUCACGAGGUGGAUAUUUUGGUCCCGAUUUGUAUAGCCACAAUAAAGCAUCACCAAGUGGCUUAAAGUCAGCGUACCUACCUAGCCACACCUCUCCUAAAAAGCAGGAAGAAGCUAGGAGAGAAUAUCCACUUUCCCCUGAUGGGCAUCUCCACAGACAAAAGAAUGAGCCAAUACACCUCGAUGUCAUUGAACAACCUCCCCAGCGGUCAGACUUUCCUUUGGCAGCCCCAGAAAAUGCUGGCAGUGGUCCAGCCCACAUCAGGGGACGAACAGCAGUAGAAACUGACUUGACUUUUGGGCUGACUCCUAACAGACCUUCACAUUCUGCAUGUAGCUCUGAAGCUCCAGAAGAGAGAUCCAGUAGAAGACUAGCAGACAGCGAGUCCCUGAGCCAUGGAGCUCAGCGAAAUACGGAUUUGGAAAGGGAAGAUUCAAUAAGCAGAGGAAGGAGGUCGCCAAGCAAGCCAGACUUCCUCUACAAAAAGUCUGCCCUCUGAGAGCAACCUCCAAGUCGUCUGUGCCUGAGAUGUGAAACAUCCCAUUUUAUGAUGACCCAACAACUUAGAGACCGGUUUAUUGAUGCCAGCUGAUAACUCAGUUUCACAUUAUUUUAUUCUAGUUUUUGUAUAUACAUGUUUAUUAGACAUGGCAUGCUGAGAGGGUUAUUUUGAAUGCUGCAUCUGUCUAUUUUGUGUUUGAACAAUUGUGUGGGGAAGCAUCUUUAAGAGCAAGCAAGCUGGCACUUUUUUUUUCUCUUUACAAAUGAUGGAAUUUUUUUGCACUUGUACAUUUAUUUUAUCUGUAUUGAUUUUAUAUCAGUAUGUUAAACUUUAUUGCCGCAUUUACAGGACUAUAUUUUCAUACUUUUUUGCAUUUUACCUUUCAUCUACCAAUUUCCACGUGCAUUGGAUUGCACACUAAGAUGUAUUUUCUUAUGAAAUAGUUCUGUGUUUAUUUUUUAAUUAUAGAAAUUCCAAAGAACAGCACAUCAAAAUGCUCCUCUCUUUUCAGUAAUUGUUUUAGUUCAGAAAUCUUCCUGCUCCGUCUCCAUGAAUCUAAUGUCAUUCUUUUUUAAUAAGUCUUGGGAGCUGGUCUUCAUUCCUCCAGCAGGAGUCCAGUCAGGAUCCUGAAGUUUUCUGGUUCAGUGAAGAACAGGAAAGAGAAAAGCCUCGGGUGCCCCGGCUAAAGCUAGUGCUUUAUUCACAGAGUGGACGCUGUCAGGAUCGUGCGAAUUCUGGUAGUGUGGAUUAGGGUGUCACCCAAUGAGGUUCUAAAGAGAUGGGAUCAGAAAGCGGUGGAAAUAGCGAAGUCACUGACUUAAAGUUUACACCACGGGAUUUCUGGUUCUGAACGUCAACUCUCCAGCUGAGAUGGGGGAAGUGACUGCUUGCUGCCUUCAGUUGUCUUGCUCUCUGUGGG
Molecule: messenger RNA, 4637 nt
Organism: Ceratotherium simum simum (southern white rhinoceros)
Lineage: Eukaryota; Metazoa; Chordata; Mammalia; Perissodactyla; Rhinocerotidae
Gene: BTBD7
Product: BTB domain containing 7
Biological process (GO): regulation of branching involved in salivary gland morphogenesis; morphogenesis of a branching epithelium
Molecular function (GO): protein binding
Source: RefSeq, a predicted model, not a curated record